GAUAUGCAUUUGCGAUUCGUGACUAAUGCGCGGGAAAAUCGUCUGCACAACCCUGUGCAACAGCUGAUCCACUUGUUGGUUGCCGCUUAAGUCGCAUUAACAAAUUUAUUUAAUUCUGAUUAAUAAUGCUGGACAAAGUUAAAAAUGUAAUCGUAGUGCUCUCGGGCAAGGGUGGCGUGGGCAAAUCAACGGUCAGCACGCAGCUUGCAUUAGCAUUGCGCGCAACGGGCCAUAAGGUGGGCUUGCUGGAUAUUGAUUUGUGUGGCCCCAGCGUGCCGUAUUUGCUUGGCCUUGAAGGCAGCGAUAUUUAUCAAUGCGAGGACGGCUGGGUUCCCAUUUAUACGGAUGAGAGCAAAACUCUGGCCGUCAUGUCCAUUGGGUUUCUACUCAAGAAUCGCAACGAUCCGGUCAUUUGGCGUGGACCCAAGAAAACCAUGAUGAUACGACAGUUUCUUACCGAUGUCAAAUGGGAGGAUAUGGACUAUUUAAUCAUUGAUACACCGCCUGGCACUUCGGAUGAGCACAUUACUGUUAUGGAGUGCAUGCGCGAGGUGCCCUGCAAUGGUGCAAUUAUUGUGACAACACCGCAAGGCGUCGCAUUGGAUGAUGUGCGCAAGGAGAUCACAUUUUGCAAAAAGACCGGCAUCAAGCUGCUGGGCAUUGUGGAGAAUAUGAGCGGAUUUGUUUGUCCGCACUGCACUGAGUGCACCAACAUAUUCUCCUCGAAUGGCGGCGCAGAGCUGGCGCGUUUGGCUCAAGUGCCGCAUUUGGGCACCUUGCCCAUCGAUCCACGUGUAGGCGUUUUAUCUGGAAGCACUGCAUCGGUUUUAAAUGAGCUGCCCGAUUCCAGCACUGCACAAACAAUGCGCAAUAUUGUCCAACAUUUGGAUGCGCUGACGGCAGUGCCAACGCCCGCCUAGGUGUAAGUACCCGUCACCCACAUUCCCCGUUUGUAGUCAGACGCAUUUUAUUCAGUUCGUUAUAUUUUAUUCGUUAUCUAUAUAUUGCAAUUAUCCAAACGAGAGAACGCUACUAACAAGACCUUUGGUAUAUCAUUUUUUUUGUUUUGUUUUUGUGUUUUUUUUUCUUUUUUUUUUUGUUGAAGUAUGUAAUUGAAAUCAAAAAUGGGCUUAAAAGGAAUGUGUAAUCAGUGCAGCGCAUUUCCUUUAAUUUCUCUUCUUUUUUUCAACAAAUAUUUAGCGCGUUUUUGUGGGUGUGCGUGUAUUCUUACUUCUAAGCUGGCCAAUUUGUGCAGAUCUCGCACUUUAUAGUUAAUAUAAUUUGUCAGGCAACAGUUGAUAAAUAAACAUGUUAAGUCUUCUAUAAAAUAAUGCUAAGCCCAAACAGGGCAGUACAAUUGUUUAUAAAUUUGUUGAAGUUUUCUAGAAAGUUAAAUUUAUGCCAGACUACCGCCCUGGAUGAACUUAACUAAAUACUAUAUUGUUUUACUUAAUUAGAUGAUUUUACUCUGGAUGAUAUCAAUAAUUUGCCAUAUUAUCACAAUGCAUAACUAAAUUAAUAAAUAAAUAUAAUAAUUUUUGUGUGUAGUUCGUUUUUGUUUAAAGUUUAUGAAAGUAUUGCAAAAUCGCUGAUUCUGCGCGAGCAUUGUCUUUAGGCGAGAGUCAUCGAUGAAAUUUUCCA
Messenger RNA from Drosophila novamexicana, 1641 nucleotides. RefSeq names its product cytosolic Fe-S cluster assembly factor NUBP2 homolog (gene Nubp2). Gene Ontology annotation, molecular function: 4 iron, 4 sulfur cluster binding; ATP binding; ATP-dependent FeS chaperone activity. Gene Ontology annotation, cellular component: cytosol. The transcript has 3 exons. Bases 126 to 920 code for a protein of 264 amino acids. The record is from RefSeq and is a predicted model, not a curated record. Gene Ontology annotation, biological process: iron-sulfur cluster assembly. Lineage: Eukaryota; Metazoa; Arthropoda; Insecta; Diptera; Drosophilidae.